Messenger RNA from Eublepharis macularius, 2834 nucleotides. It is a transcript of the gene LRMDA, whose product is annotated as leucine rich melanocyte differentiation associated. Gene Ontology annotation, biological process: melanocyte differentiation. The record is from RefSeq and is a predicted model, not a curated record. Gene Ontology annotation, molecular function: protein binding. The coding region runs from base 1 to 606 and encodes 201 amino acids. Lineage: Eukaryota; Metazoa; Chordata; Lepidosauria; Squamata; Eublepharidae. The transcript is spliced from 6 exons.
AUGAUGGAUGACAACUUAAAUUUGUGUCCAGGGAAUGAAGGUGAACUGUCGCUGGAAGGACUGGAGCCGUUUUGCAGCUUGGAAGAGCUGAUCUUGGACAACAAUCUCCUGGGGAAUGACCUCCGGUUACCCAGGUUACUGAACCUCCAUACCCUGACGCUCAACAAGAACCAAAUUACAGAAUUAGAAAGCCUUCUGGAUCACUUGGUGGAAGCAGCACCUUCCUUGGAGUACCUCAGUUUGCUGGGAAAUACGGCCUGCCCAAAUGAGCUGGUAUGCAAAGACAACGAUGAGGGGGAUUACCAAAGAUACAGGUAUUUUGUUCUGCACAAAUUAAGCAACUUGAAAUUUCUGGAUUCUCGAAAAGUAAGCCCAAGCGAACGUGAAGAAGCUGCCUUGAGGGGUGCCUUUAUGAAAGUGAUGAAGCCCGUGGAUUCUGUGCCCUCAAGUGAUGGUGCUUCCAUUUCCCCCGAAAUGCACUAUACACCACUUCCAUCUGGAUCAAGGGACCUUACCAACCACAGAGGUGUUCUAGGAAAAUGCCGCUACGUUUACUACGGGAAGCAUUCCGAGGGCAACCGAUUCAUACGCGACGACCAGCUCUGAGGCACCCAGCGGGUCUGCAGAACCAUCCACGCAAGCACACAUACCACACACACACACAAAAGCACAAAUUGUAUCCGCGUAUUGUCUUUUUUUUUAAGAAUGUGUAAACCAAAGUCCUCCAGUACCUUCUGCUGACUUUGCCAGACCUGUCAAAAUCAUCCUUCUGCUUUAGUCUGAGUAGUCACACAGAGAUUGACAGGAUUGCCUCUAAGCAGGUCCCAUCCACCAGUGUGACAGACAGCUGCAGUGAAGCACCAGGCCUGACAGGAAGAGCACCGUAAUGGAUUGCCUGGCCCAGAUGCUACUCACAGAAGAGCAGAGGUCACACCUGGGGCCUCACUGAGCAUGCUCAGCUGUUUUCAACAAAAAGAGACCGUUUUUUUUUAAAUCUGCAGCUUGCCUGCUUGAGUGAGAAAGCUACAUGUUUAUCAAAAGAACUGGCUGCAGUUUGAGAUUUUUCCAGAAGCACCACCUACCUAAUAGCAUUUCCCUCAGGAAUUAGGUGCUUCACGUGGACACCAGUAGGCCUGUUACAAGCAGAACGUUGUGGCUUUUGUGUUCUUUUCAUGGGGUGGAGGGAAAACAAAACCAUCAAAAGCGGAGGGAGAACAAAACCAUCAAAAGUAUUAUUUAACGUUUAAAUGCUGGAGAGGGAAAAAUUACUUGCCUUGGGAAUGUUUAUAAUUAUUCCUGGCUUGUUGGGCAGGGAUAUUACGAUUUUGUGUGUGUGUUUGUGUGGACAUAUUAGAUUUAGAAAUCAAAAUACAGGGACACGGAAGGAUCUAGAAGGGCUGUAAAAAUUGCUACAGAGCUGGAUUAAUUUGGGGGAUGGGGAAGAGACAUGAAGAGUCCUUUAUGGUUACUCUUGGAAAUCCAAGCCAUGUACAUUGUUUAGAAUAUCCUUAAGCAGUAUUGGUAGCCUUGCUAAUAUUAAUUACUCAUUGGUAUGUAUGCAAAUGAAGCAGUCACAGCCUCCCAUCAUUUUGCUCACUUUUUGGAGAUCUUUUCAGAAUGGACUGUUUAGACUCGGUUUUCAGAGGGAGCUGAGGAUUCUCUUAAAUAUAAAACCAACUGCAGCCUCUGCUUGCUUUGAUGAAAGCCAUUACCUCCUGAGGGCACGUGACACAUUCUGUGAGUAGCUGUCAGGGCAGACACAUGGCUACCACUGAAAAAAGCAGGCCCGUGUUUUCUCCUCUCUUUCCUGUAACGUCAACACCAAAGUGUGUAAUGUGGCUUCACUGUACUCUGAAUUUUCCUGUUCUGCUUCAUUGUCUGCCACUUGCAAGAGAAUAUGAUGAAUUCACACCAUGUAUUCUGUAUUACUAGGGAAGAGAGGAGGGAAGAAAAGUGAUGGUGCCAUUUUUAGUGGCAGCCUUGCAUCUGCCGUAACAUUGAUUUCCUGGAUAAAUUCAGUUCCUGGGUUAACGGCAUGCUCAGUGUGGGAAAACAGAUUAUGUGGCAUGAUAUGAGGGACAGACGAUGUACUGAUUCUUGUCUUAACAGUUCCAUUUAAAAACAAUGUUUAUAUAUAUACAGAGCUAAGUCCCCAUCGGAUGACCAAUAUUUUCUUUGCUUAUUCAGUUGCAGACACCACAUAGCACAUCUCACCUGAGCUAUUUGUAAAUAGCCGGAUGAAGUGCAAGUGCUGAGUUGUACAUAUUGUUCAGAAGUGAGCCAUAACUAACAUGUCUCUUGAUAAUGCGAACAUUUUUGACUCACUGGGGCAUGAUUUUCUUCCCCCCCCCCCACCCAAUAAAUCGCUUUCCAACAGGGUGGAUCAGGACCAAAAAUACGUGCUCAUGAUGUGAUGAUUCAUGCAUUAACUUAAAAAAAUGUCAAUGUGACUCUCAGCAUGGGGGAACAUGAAGGUGAGAUUUGUCCAUCGUGAGAAGGCUGGGAUUGGUUUGAAACAAGUCAUAGGAAUAUACUCUGUACACCAGUUAUUAAACAGAAUUAUGAUUAAAAGUAGGGGAUUGGGGUAUGGCAUCGGUUCUUACAGCUUUCAGGGGAGGGGGGAAGAUUCAUGUCUUACCUGGUUUGCCAGAAACAGCCACAACCUGUCCUCAUUUCCAUUUGACUUUGCAUUUGAUUUGGAAGUGCAAGUACAUGCUUUGACCAAGGCAGCAGAGCUCACACAGGGAUGUUUGGAAUAACCUUGUGUCUCAUUCAGUCUGGUUGCAUCUCUCUUCUUGUCUACAUCAAGGGCUUUUUAACCCUGCCUCAAACAA